This is a messenger RNA of Myxocyprinus asiaticus (Chinese sucker), 1718 nucleotides long. RefSeq names its product B-cell CLL/lymphoma 7 protein family member B-A-like. Bases 148 to 759 code for a protein of 203 amino acids. Lineage: Eukaryota; Metazoa; Chordata; Actinopteri; Cypriniformes; Catostomidae. The transcript has 6 exons. The record is from RefSeq and is a predicted model, not a curated record.
AAUACACAAAUCAUAUAGUAGCCACCUGUGACCAGUAGGAGGGAUCUGUCUUGAAGCUCUGGAAAGUCGUGAAUUCUCGCGAGGCGAGAUUUUGGCACUCACAGCAAGACCGACACGAUUCCAGUAAGAGUACGAUAAAAUUGAGAAAUGUCGGGUCGCUCGGUCCGCGCUGAGACCAGAAGCCGCGCUAAAGAUGACAUUAAGAAAGUGAUGGCUGCCAUUGAGAGAGUACGGAGAUGGGAGAAGAAAUGGGUCACAGUUGGGGACACAUCAUUAAGAAUAUUUAAAUGGGUUCCAGUGGUCGACACAAUGGAGAAGGACAAGAGCAGAGUGUCUGUGGGUGGAGAGAUACAGCGUAAAAAUUUCCCCACAGAAGAGGCAUCUGAUAACGGCUGCUCUGUACUACUAGAUUUUCAAGAUGACAACAGCAACCAGAGUUCUCUGUCGGACUCAUACCAGCUUAAAGUAGCGGCAGACAGCAGCAAUAACUCAAGUCCACAGCCUAGUGAACCCGUCAGCCCUGCACCUCAGACUCUAGACUACCGCACAGAUGAUCCACAGCCACCCACUCUCGGUCAGGAAAGCAUUGAGGAACCGAUGCUGCAGUCAAGUGAGGUUGCAGAUGAGCCGCCAACACUGAUCAAAGAAGACCUUCUACCUCUCGCUGCUCAGGAUGAUGAGGACAGCUGUGGGGCUCCACCACUGAAAAGAAUCUGUACCGAGCAGGUCUCGGUUAUCCAGUCGACCCCUCUGAGCUAACACAAACACAUACACACUGUGCACUGGGCAUUGAAAAUCAGCCAGACUGAUCAUUGACUAUAACUGCUGCAAAAAACACCAUAUGGACCAGACAUCAAGAAGGUGCUAUAUUUAUUAUCACAUGGAAUCUCUUUGUAAUGUUUAAGAUUUACAAAUCUUUCCCCUUUUUAGCUGUUUUUAUUCAAACCAAACAAAGCUGGACUGUUAAGUGGACAUUCCUGUUUGCAGGGAGUGGAAAUUUAUGCACUAUCAAGAUAAAGCACUUCUUGUUGAAAAUACUGUUACAGUUAUAAUGCUGUAGUUUUAUUUUGUAGUCACUGGAAUGUGAUGCUUGUUAAAAAAAGGGAUAGCCACACAUGCUGGCAUCACUUAUCAAAUGUUGGCUGAAAGCUUAGCUAUUAAUCAAGAAUUCACUUUUAAUAAAUAUGACUUAACAUGCAGAAGGUCUUUGCAAUCAAAUUUCGUGAAUUUACAUGAAUAUACAUUGCAAUUUAGAAGCCUCUGUAGAAGUGAAUGUUUAAGUUAUGAUUCAAAAGAUGUGAAUAAUUGUUAGGUUUUGAUAUUUGUAGAUUCUGGUCUCAGGUUCUAUUGUGCCUCCAACUGUUAACGAAGCAAAUUAUCUUUUAUUUGAUCUUUUUGCGCCCUUCCAGCGUUGCUUGAUCUUAUUGGGUUCAGUAAUUGGACAUUUCAGUCUUUUGUCUGUAGGAACCCUCAAAAAGCACAUGUCUCUCAUGCCACCUUGUUCUAUUUUGUUUAUUUAGAGGAUUUGUUUAUUUUUGACAGGAUAACACAUACACUGAAAUUGAAUUCUGAUUGUUAUUUUAUAGUAAGGAUAACUGUUUUGUAGAAUUCCUGUCUCUGCCCCUUUUGCACACUGAUCUAGUAGGCACAUUGGUGUUGUGGAAGCAAUCAUAUUGUUAUUUAAGGCAAAUAUCAUUAAAAUAUAUAGACACUCCCAA